GGGCCAGAAAAACAAAUAAGAAGAGUCCCAAACCAAAGUCCCGGACAGGUCAUAUCUCGAACCCUUGAGGAUUCGUUGUUGCCUUCGUCACUCAGCCAACAAGAACCAGACUAGUCCUAGUCCUAGUCCACGCGCGAAUAUACAAACGUCUUAAAAAGCCAUUUGAUAGGACCGAUCUCCAAGGGUUUUGCUCAGAAAAACAGAGAGAGAUUUUGGGAAUUCGAUGAAUAGUGGUGAUACCUUAUCGACGUUAGCUCAAUUUAUCUCCUCUUCCGAGAGAUUUUUCCGGCGAGCUGACGGGUAUGGAGGCUUUUGUUAUUGCUGGGCCACCGUGUUUGCCCUUGUCUUCAUUCUUCUCUACCAAUUCGUCCUUUCCCCAAAACUCCGAUUCUUCAGUCAUGCUUCUUCUUCUUCUUCUUCCCCUGUUGUCUCGGUUUCUCAAUCUCUGAGCUCCCAAUCAGGAAUAUCUACUACACUUGUUUCUGAUGAAGAUCUAAAGGGUCUGAUUGAAAAAUUGGAGGAAACAAGUGAGGAUGCUCAGAUAUGGGAAAAUGUUAUUCAGAAAAGCAACCCUCGCGUCUCAUACACUGCUAAAUGCUGCAAACCAACAGAUGGUGGUCCCAUGAAGUAUUUGAGUACUACAGUGUUUGAGGAUUGCUCGCCAGAGGUUUUGAGGGACUUCUACAUGGACAAUGAAUACAGGAAACAAUGGGAUAAAACUGUCGUUGAGCAUGAGCAGUUGCAGGUUGACAGUAAUAGUGGAAUCGAGAUUGGUCGCACUAUAAAAAAGUUCCCCUUGUUGACACCAAGGGAGUAUGUAUUAGCUUGGAAAUUGUGGGAGGGGAAGGAUAAGUUUUACUGUUUUAUCAAGGAAUGUGACCACAAUAUGGUGCCGCAACAGAGGAAGUAUGUACGUGUAAGUUAUUUCAGAUCUGGUUGGCGAAUUAGGAAAGUUCCUGGUAGGAACGCUUGUGAGAUACACAUGUUUCACCAGGAAGAUGCUGGAUUAAAUGUUGAGAUGGCAAAGCUUGCUUUCUCUAGAGGCAUAUGGAGUUACGUUUGUAAGAUGGAAAAUGCACUUCGUAAAUACAUUGCAACCAGUCAUAGACCCCAAGGGCCCACUUUAUCUGCUGUAAGCUUAAUGAAGAAGAUUCCAUCAGAGUUAGAAAGUCAGACAGAUGACAUCACAAACUUCUCGGGAACUACCACUAGUGGUCUGCACACAGGUGAAGGAGCCAAACGGAAGAAACUGUUGAGAAAGCCUUCAAAGAAGCUGAUAGCAAAUGGUAUGUUACUUUUGGGCGGUGCAGUUGGUGGUGCAAUCUGCCUGUCUCGUGGUCACUCCGCCUUGGGAGCAAAGGUCGCCUUGGCCUACUUCUUGUCGAAGAUGAGAAAACGUGGAGCUCCACUGAGUCAAACAACCCAAAACGCUGGUAUUUAAGUCAUGCAUAGAUUUGUAUUUUGAUGAAGCAUCUGCUACUUGUAACCUUAGAUUAAGCUUGCGUGAUAGGGGGUUGUCUGUAGAAGUGAUUAAACGUGUGAAUACUGUCAUAGAAAAGUUAUAUUUCUGCAAUUGCUCUAAUCACAUGAGCUCUAGGGUCUUCAAAGUUUUGUAUACGUCUCGUGGAAGACUUUAUAUUUUUGUUAAUGUGAAUGUAAAAACUUGUAUUUUAUUCAGACAAGCCCUUUGUUUUUCUGACCAAA
Arabidopsis lyrata subsp. lyrata is the source of this 1704-nucleotide messenger RNA. Its product is annotated as stAR-related lipid transfer protein 7, mitochondrial. Lineage: Eukaryota; Viridiplantae; Streptophyta; Magnoliopsida; Brassicales; Brassicaceae. The record is from RefSeq and is a predicted model, not a curated record. The transcript has 6 exons. Gene Ontology annotation, molecular function: lipid binding. The coding region runs from base 224 to 1441 and encodes 405 amino acids.